UAUGUUUUGCAUUUUCAGAUUUUUUCAUUAAUUUUUUUGAUGGAAUUUUCGUCGUGCAUUCUCUCGGAGGGAGUUCAAUUGUGAUUCGUCUCUUGAUUAUCUCCUAAACGAACGCGCAGGCGUUCGCUUUCCGGAUAGUUCGUGGUUGUUCGCUUGAAGAAUGAAUCAAUACAAAAGCCAUCGACCGAGUGACGGAGAGCUAAGUAGAAUUUCGGACAGCUUCUUCCCUCAGAAUUCAUUGAGGUAUAUUAUCCUAUAUUAAAUAGCUUAUUCGUUGCGUAUCAAGUGAUCACUAAUGGGAUUAAAGUUAUGCAGGAAAUUAAGCAACAGGAGGAAUACAAAAAAUUCCCGAGCGAAGAAAAAAAUGCAGAAACUAGAAAGACAGUAAACUUUGAAAAUGAUGCUCGUUGCCGCAUUUUUACGUAAAUCUCGGUUAUUUUGAUGGAAAACUUAUUUUUAUGAGAUCUACAGUGCUAUCCUGAGCAAACUUUGAAGACAGAUAGUGUCCUGCCUGCGAAAAAUUAUUUUCAGGCGUCCGUUAUUUGAAGUAUAUUACAGUAUUGUGCUUCGUAGUUCAACGAAGAUUAGCGAUAGGAAUUGGUUUUGAUUGUUUGUCCAGUCUCAAUUGUGUGGAAAUGGUUAUGUGUGGAUUGAAAGCGUCAUAACUGCACUUCGCCCGAUUUCUGCGUGUUAAUUUGGUCCAGAUGACGAAACUGGAAGACUUCAGAUCUCGCGUUGAAGCGAUUGAGGAGAAUAAUGGGGUUUACAAUUUUUCUUUCUCUCUUGACGACGAUCCCGUCUCUCCAGAUCACGCCGGGGAGGAAAACAGCCUUUCGUCAGAUGCUUCGUUUUCGGUGGAUUUUGGACCUCCUUACGAUUUGAUUGAUCUGAAAAUGAGGGCAACGACUGAAAAUUUGGCGCUGAAGGAUGGUUCCAUUCUCAAGAUUAUCUCCAAACCCGGAGCCGGCUCAUCUCCGAGUUUUGGCUCGAAAGUUUCCGUACGAUAUAGAUUAUUCCUUGAUAAUUUGGAGGAGCCUCUCGAUUCAAAAUUUUCCAAAAUCGUCAAAACCUUCGAAAUUGGAAGCAACGAGGUGUUGAUGGGGUUGGAUAUUGCAGUGUUAUCCAUGAAACGACAUGAGCAAGCAGUGAUCAUCCUCAGCCCAGAAGUUGCCUUUGGUAGUGCUGGUUGUACAUUUGCUGGGAUUCCGCCAGACUCUCCAAUUAUCGUGGAAGUAGAGCUUGUGAGCAUUUCGAGCUGUACAGCUGCUCUUGAAUGCUAUGAAGAUCCCGAUUUUGUCACUCCUGCCUCACAACACAGCUUUGCGGAGAUUGUAUCCCGCGUCGCAGAUCUCAUAAAGGAACUGAAGCUUGCUGUUUCUGAGCCCAAACGCGUUGAUGAAAUGUAUCGUCGAGCAGAUUCCAUUCUUUCAUCGUGUCAUUUGGAAGGAGAGGAAGAAGAGAUUGAAUUCAGAAAAUAUUUAAAAAGCUUGUAUGAUGUUGUCGGAUUGCAAUUCGAACGUAAUCAUUCCCCUGCAAAGCUUGCGAAACUUUGCAGAAGAGCCGUGACGGAUUUUCCUGAGGAAAGCAAAUUCUACUACAGAUGGGGGAAGGCUAUAGGGAGAAUGUCGUCCAAACCUGAAGACUUCAAGCAUGCAAGAUUUAAACUGGAGACUGCCAUGAAGCUUUCCAAAGAUGAGCAUCAAAUGAAAAAGAUUCAAGUAGCUUUGAGCAAAUUGACCGAUCAAGAAUCACUAUUGUUAAGUACUUGUGCGGCAUCUGAGUGA
This is a messenger RNA of Notodromas monacha, 1784 nucleotides long. NCBI's taxonomy places the organism in Eukaryota, Metazoa, Arthropoda, Ostracoda, Podocopida, Cyprididae. The record is from the annotation of a GenBank genome assembly.